Molecule: messenger RNA, 1014 nt
Organism: Sphaerodactylus townsendi
Lineage: Eukaryota; Metazoa; Chordata; Lepidosauria; Squamata; Sphaerodactylidae
Gene: DHFR
Product: dihydrofolate reductase
Exons: 6
Coding region: 93-668 (191 amino acids)
Biological process (GO): tetrahydrofolate biosynthetic process; dihydrofolate metabolic process; glycine biosynthetic process
Cellular component (GO): mitochondrion
Molecular function (GO): dihydrofolate reductase activity; NADP binding
Source: RefSeq, a predicted model, not a curated record
AUGCGCAUGUGCAUCCCGACGCGCGGGCUAGUUAAGUGCAAAGUGCGACAACGUCCUAGGCUUCAUUCCUACUCAGGCUUUCGUAAGGAGUCAUGGUUCGUUCGUUCAGUUCCAUUGCUGCUGUAUCCCAGAAUAUGGGCAUCGGGAAGAAUGGGCUUCUUCCUUGGCCGCCGCUCAAAGAAGAGUUUGCAUUUUUUCAGAAAAUGACCAGAACUACUACCGAGAAAGGAAAACAAAAUGUAGUUAUAAUGGGUAAGAAGACUUGGUUCUCCAUUCCUGAAAAAAAUCGGCCUUUAAAAGGCAGAAUUAAUAUAGUGCUCAGCAAACAACUGAGGGAAACACCUGAAGGAGCUCAUUUUUUGUCUAGAACUCUAGAUGAGGCACUAGAUCUUCUAGAAUUACCAGAGUUGGCAAAACUGGUAGACAAGGUUUGGAUAAUUGGAGGCAGUUCGGUAUAUAAGGCAGCAAUGGAGAAGCCAACACAUCAGCUACUGUUCUUGACAAGGAUCUUCCAGUACUUCGAAUGUGAUACGUUUUUUCCAGAAAGUGAUUUAAAACACUUCAACCUUCUACAAGGAUACCCAGGUGUGCCAGAUGGUAUUCAGGAAGAGAAUGGCAUCCAGUAUAAGUUUGAAGUGUAUGAAAAGAACAUAUGUGGUAACAUAUAAAGUCUCUUGUCUCAAUAUAUGAUUCUGCAAUGCAUUUUACAGUAUGGUCACAAUUACACAAAAAUAAGUCCUACUGAAACAAAUCAGACUUGCUUCCGAACAUAGUGUUGUGAAACAAGUUGUCCCUCAAGCACAAAGCCUUUCCACACCUUCUUCCUUCCAGGCUAAUUGAAGUCCUCUUGGUCCAGGACAUAAAUUAGUGCCCAAAGCGUGCUUGGAAACAGCUACGUCAGUAUGGCUUUUGAUCAUCGGAGCUUUCCAUAUUUUCAGUGAAAAAUACAUUCCAUUAUUGUAGCUUUAUUGUAAGUCUUGAUCUUUUUUCAUUAAUAAAAUUAUGAAUAUUUAA